Molecule: messenger RNA, 846 nt
Organism: Podospora pseudopauciseta
Lineage: Eukaryota; Fungi; Ascomycota; Sordariomycetes; Sordariales; Podosporaceae
Source: RefSeq, a predicted model, not a curated record
AUGUCGUCUCCAUUUCACUUGGCGCUGCCUCCAAUGGCACCCGCAGUGCCUCUUGCCGGUGUGCCGGGUCCAAAGCUGCAACCUUUCACACCUACGGGCCAAGCCAACAUAGAGUUCAUCGAGUUCGUCAGCAUCGACGGUCAUAGCCCAUAUGCCCUCAAGAUGUUCCUGUUCCGUACGUGGGAGACACUGUCCGAAACCAGUGGCAAAUAUGCUGCUAGCCUUGCAAAGCCCGAGUUUUAUGUGGAUUACUUAACACCCUUCAGCUGCGAAUGCCAGGCGUACGGCAGGUCGAAGCAAGAAGGCCGGGAGGAUCUUGUAGUGAAGAGCCACGGAUAUCUUCUACUGACACGCGAACAGGAAAUUGAGGUCACGGAGGCCAUGGGAGUGGAUGGCGAACAGCUGGAUGAGCCUGACAGUUACUUGGAACGGCAAAAAAAAUUUGGUUCUGAGCAACACAGGAGUCAUCCGAUCUACGCCAUCGUCAAAGAUUUUGUUCCCCCAGGGGUCAAGCACUUCACCCAGUCGCAAGUAUCACACUUGUGGAGCGACGUGGAAGCGCUUCACAGAAUUGGAAUUCUCGUCAGGGACCUGUACGUUCGCAACUACAUGGAUGGGAAGCUGGUGGACUUCAGCCGAGCAUGGACGAUGUACCAUCCCUGCCUCGACAUAAACCCCGGCACACUUAACUUGGAGGAUGCUCGAGAGCUAUUAGAAGUCAUCUCCUCUUGGCUGGAAAACACACCUCUCGACUCGCCGGUCGAGAUUCCACCGGUUUUGAAGCGCUGUGCGGGAUGGUACGGCGGUGACGGCGAAAUUGUGGCCGAUCCCAGCAAAUACGACUGA